Cryptomeria japonica (Japanese cedar) is the source of this 2430-nucleotide messenger RNA. Its product is annotated as probable serine/threonine-protein kinase At1g01540. The transcript has 7 exons. Lineage: Eukaryota; Viridiplantae; Streptophyta; Pinopsida; Cupressales; Cupressaceae. The record is from RefSeq and is a predicted model, not a curated record. Gene Ontology annotation, molecular function: protein kinase activity; ATP binding. Bases 498 to 2213 code for a protein of 571 amino acids. Gene Ontology annotation, biological process: protein phosphorylation.
GGUUUGCUUUGUUCUCUCUGCUAUGGAUUGCUCAUGAUACAAAUGUGGUGGAUGGGUAUUUAUAUAUAUUCUGUCUUAUAUCCUUGUCAUUCAGAAGUUUGAAUGUGAAGAAGUAAAAUGCUUGGUUUCCUUUUUACAAAUGCAUUUGUGGGAUCAAUUCUUCUUGCAGAAGCUUCUUCCAUAUUCCAAUUGGCUUGUAUGAAAGAAAUCUUUGAAGAAGAAAUUUCCAAGUAACCGUUGAUUUGUUGGUGUGCAAAGAUUGUCAAGUGGAAAGACAGCGACAUCUGGAGCGUUAUCAUUUUCAGUUGCAGCAUGCGAACAGGGCUGAUCUGCUAUAUGUAUAAAGAACCUGCUGCAUACUUCAUAGGAGAAAAAAAUGCAACUUUUGCUAUGAAAAUGCAGUUUAGGACAGAGAGCAGAUUAUUUAAGCCUGUUGGGUUUUAACAGUCUCUGUUUUUGGUUCUGUUUCAAAGUGAAAUCAAGUGGUAGGAGGCAAGAUGGGAGCAUCUAAUAAUACUGCUAGCAGCACCACAAGCUUUCUCAAUGAUCAGCUGUCUAAGAAGACAUCCAUAUUUGGACUGAGAUUGUGGGUUCUGAUUGGGAUUGGUGUUGGAGCAUUCAUAGUUUUGAUUUUGUUUGUUCUGUCCUUGUGGCUGACAUCAAGGAAGAAGUCAUCCAAGAGGUUGCCUGAAAAGCUUCCAUCUGCAUUGAUCCCCAUGAUAUCUAAGGAGAUUCAGGAGGUGAAGAUUGAUCCAUUGGGUAAUAGAGGAGGGGGAGGUGCUGCUGCCUCUUGUGCAAGGAAUGAUUCAAGUGACAGAGACAUGGAGAAGGCUGUUCUGAUUGGCUAUGGACACCAUUCCAAGCCUUCCUCUCACAGCUCUGAGGCAGAGUUGGGGGCUAAUGGGAAACCUAUUGAAAGACAGUCCCUAUUAGAUGAGAGAAAUGCUAACAGGCCACAGAGGGCAGUUGAAGGAGCAAUGCAUGAAAUAGGGCUUGCUGGGGAGAGAGACCAACAACAGCACCAUCAUCGUACUGGCAAUACGCCAUUUAGGGGUAUGUAUAAUGAAGGAGACAGACAUGGGUUGAUGUUAUCUGAUAAGGGGUCUAAUGCCAGUGGGGAGACUGCUAGAUCAGCUGAAUCACCUGCUACGUCUAGUUCUGUGCCUGAAGUGUCACAUCUUGGCUGGGGUCAUUGGUACACCCUCAGAGACUUGGAGAUUGCAACAAAUUGUUUUCAAGAUGAAAAUGUUAUUGGGGAAGGAGGUUAUGGCAUUGUCUAUAAAGGCAUAUUGCCAAACGGAAACAGUAUAGCUGUGAAAAACCUCCUGAAUAACAAGGGUCAAGCUGAAAAGGAGUUUAGAGUGGAAGUUGAAGCAAUUGGACGAGUUAGGCACAAAAAUCUUGUUCGGCUAAAUGGGUAUUGUGCUGAGGGUGCCCACAGGAUGCUUGUGUACGAGUUCGUUGACAAUGGUAAUUUGGAACAGUGGCUUCACGGAGAUGUAGGGCCUUCCAGUCCUCUCACAUGGGAGAUCCGAAUGAGAAUUAUUCUUGGGACAGCUAAAGGGUUAGCAUAUUUACACGAGGGGUUAGAGCCCAAGGUUGUUCACAGAGACAUUAAAUCAAGCAACAUUCUUCUGGACAGGCAAUGGCAUGCCAAGGUAUCUGACUUUGGACUGGCCAAGCUUCUGGGAUCUGAGAAGAGCUAUGUCACAACAAGGGUAAUGGGGACUUUUGGGUAUGUGGCACCUGAGUAUGCCAGCACAGGAAUGCUGAAUGAGAGAAGCGAUGUGUACAGUUUUGGGGUACUCAUCAUGGAGAUCAUAUCAGGAAGAAGCCCUGUUGAUUAUGGGAGACCUGCUGGGGAGGUAAAUCUGGUAGAAUGGUUAAAAAUGAUGGUAGGGAGCAGAAGGUCAGAGGAAGUAGUAGACCCAUUAAUGGAAGAAAAGCCCUCAGCCAGGGCUUUGAAACGAGCAUUACUGGUAUCCCUCCGCUGUGUGGAUCCUGAUGCUAACAAGAGACCCAAGAUGGGUCAUGUUAUCCACAUGCUAGAAGCAGACGAGUUCCCCUUUAGGGAUGAUCGGCGAAUUGGGCGCGAGGCUGCUGCGAAAGCUCGUCGUGAGAAUGUGGCUGCAAAUUCAAAACCAAAUGGCAAAGGCACAGAUGACAGUGAUGGUGAAUCAGGCAGCCCCAGUCACAAGACUAGGUGGAGAUAGAUUUAUUAGAUAUAUGGGAUUUUCACUGUCUCAUAUACCUCAGUGUGGUAGAUAACUACUAUAUAUACAAUCAUAUAUACGAUUUUUCUUGUUAGAUUGGGGAAGGCCUGUAAUAUAUGACUGACCUCCAUUGGGGUUCAUUUUGAUGUUGUUUCCUGGCAGAGAUUUUUAUUCCUUUUUUUCACACAGAAGAAUAUAUUCAUUUUUUGUCUCAGAA